Molecule: messenger RNA, 3008 nt
Organism: Beta vulgaris subsp. vulgaris (sugar beet)
Lineage: Eukaryota; Viridiplantae; Streptophyta; Magnoliopsida; Caryophyllales; Amaranthaceae
Exons: 8
Coding region: 476-2542 (688 amino acids)
Source: RefSeq, a predicted model, not a curated record
AAAAAAAGGCGGGUCGAGAAGAACACAAAAUUGAAGUAUUGGGAAAUGUAUCAUCAAAUCAUCAUAGGAUUAUAAGAUUGGCCGUCACGUCUUAACUCGCCUAUAAAAAUAAAAUCAAUACACGGUCACUCUCAUUCAUGAUUCAACGACUCGUAAAUCUUAAGGAGAGGACAAUUUCGUCUUCACACAAUACAAAACACAAACAAACAUAAAUUCAACAAAGAAAAAGGGAAGAAUUCUAAAUUGCUAAAGAACCUACAAAUGGCAAAAAGAAAAAAACUUCCCAAUUCUCUGAUUUCAAUACAUCAAGAUAAAUGGGCGACAAUCACUAUAAAAAUCAUAGAGAAAUACCCAAUUGAAUUUUGAUCAAAACCCAGAAAAAAAGUGAUGAUUUUUUACGACAUUGAUUCUUUCUCAAUCUUCUCUCUCCUCAUUUUCUUGGUGUCUCUGCUACAACCUCAAUACUCUUAAAGAAAUGGAGGAAGUAAAUAAAAUUCUGUACAUAGUAGUGGUUGAUGAUGAAGAAAAUAAAAAGAAAUAUGUUGGGAAGGAGUCAUUCCGUUAUACCAGUUCACUUCUUCAGAGCACGCUGCAACUCAUGGGAUGUAAACCUCGUUAUGCUAAGAAGAUUAGUAAGAGGGUAUUUGGAAGUAUGCAAAGUCAAAGCUCUGAGGACGGCAAGGACAGUUUAGGAAGAUUAACGGCCAAUGCUCCAGGUAGAUGCCUAGUUAAAUCUGGAGAGAAAAAAGGAAGUAAGAAUAUGUCUUCUGAAUCGUACAAAAGGCGGACGACUGUGUCCAUCAGCAGGGAAAAGUUCUUAGGCCUUGUAUGUGAUGCUCUUACCGAAUAUAAAUACAUAGGUCCUAACCAGAGGGAAGAUUUGAUUUUGGCUUGCAGGAUUCGUGAAAGGAAGGAAUCUCUAACUGUCCUGUUGUGUGGUACUAGUGGCUGCGGAAAGUCAACACUGUCUUCAAUACUGGCUAGCAGAUUGGGUAUCACAACUGUCAUAUCCACGGAUUCUAUCCGGCACAUGAUGAGGAGCUUCGUGGAUGAGAAAAAGAACCCAUUGUUGUGGGCUUCAACCUAUCAUGCAGGAGAGUGUUUAGAUCCUGUUGCUGUUGCAGAAGCAAAAGCGAGAAGGAAGGCUCGAAAAAUGGCUGGACUGCCGUAUGCGAUUUCUAAAGAUGGAAUGAGUGAUUGCAUUCAAACCCAGAAAUUUGAUAGACUGCAGCCUGAGGCCGUUGCAAACAGUACUGAACAUAACAUAAGUCCAAAACAAAUGGCUAUUGAAGGAUUUAAAGCCCAAAGUGAAAUGGUGAUUGAGAGUCUCGAACGUCUUAUUACCUCAUGGGAAGAGAGGAAAGAAUCAGUUAUUAUCGAAGGGGUACAUUUAAGUUUAAAUUUUGUGAUGAGGCUUAUGAAGAAACAUCCUUCUAUAGUGCCUUUUAUGAUAUACAUAUCAAAUGAAGAUAAACAUUUGGAAAGGUUUGCUGUUCGUGCAAAGUACAUGACCUUGGACCCUUCGAAAAAUAAGUAUGUAAAAUAUAUCCGGAACAUUCGGAGUAUACAAGAAUAUCUAUGCAACCGAGCCGACAAGCAUCUUGUGCCAAAAAUCAACAACACGAACGUAGAUAAAAGUGUGGCAGCGAUCCAUGCAACGCUGUUCAGCUGCUUAAGGAGGCGUGAAGCUGGGGAGCCACUUUAUGAUUCUGGUACCAACACUGUGAGUAUCCUUUAUGAGGAAUACAGGAACCAGUGUGCAGCACAUUCUUGGAGCUCAAAAGGGAUAUUUCAGUUGAUUCAAAGGAAGGGAUCUUCAAGGCAUCUGAUGGCCUUUGUCAACGAUGAUGGCUCUAUUGCUAAAACUUGGCCAGUUGAUUCUAGUGAUGGCUGUGGAACACCAAUGUGUAGAUCUUUGCAAAUUGGGAAGGCAGAGCCUGUGAACAUUCAGUUUGGUCAUUUUGGUAUAAGUGCUUGGCCAAGUAAUACUGGGGGAACCAGUCAUGCAAGUAGUUUUGAUGAUUCUAAGACUGAUUGGACUUUUACUGAGACUAGUAGUAGAUGUUACUCUUCUUGCUGCAGCUCUCCUCGGAUGCUUGAUGGACCAGCUAAGUGGGUGAAGGAGGAAUUAUCAGUUUCUGGCAGUGAUGAAGAGGUUGAUGAUCACCCCGAGGUAGACAGUGAUGAUGAUCUUAGUGACGGGGACAAACAUACUCAUGAAGAGAUUGAAGGAUCCGUUGCUGAGGAAUCAGCAAAGUCAGAUGAGGAGUAUGAUGACCAAGAGAACGUUUACAACGACGAGGAGUACAAAGAUAACUUAUCAAAAUUUUUGUAUAAUAACAACAAAGGCGACAAAAUUUCUCCCACACUCGACAUGUUUUUGAGAUCUCAGAGCGAGCCUUUAUCUGAGCAGAAUGGCUCAAGCUCUUCUUUGCUUCAGGAGAGAGGCGAGGUGAUAAUGAUGUCGCAUCUAAGCCACAUUAGAACGAAGAAACACUCUUUCAGUAAGCGUAGUAGUACUGCAGCUGAUACUCUAAUGUGACUUGUUUCUGGAGCCUCUUAAAGGGUAGAAGACCAGCUUUGUUAAUAUAUUCAGUUGUUGGGAUCAUAUGUUUCAAUUUGUGUUCCAUCUUAUGUUUCACAUUCCCUUAAUAUUGAUAGAUGAGCAUUCUAAAGUUAAAUACAAUCAUAGGUGAGACUCGACGGAGAAAUUUAAUUGAUGAACAUGUGAAAAGGGGGGCAAUACGAUAAACAUGUGGGUCCCACACAAUUUUCCCCCCUUGUUGACGGAUGAACAAAAACGGGGUGUCGCGUCGUGUCCGAUACGACACUUUAUUUGGAUACUUCAUUUUAAACUAAAACUGCAAAAUAGCCGAGUCGGAUACUUGGACACUCGUAUCCGAAUAGACACUCAAUUCGUGUCUGAGUAACAUAGCUUUUUAUUCUUUAUUUGUUUUGGCUAGUAAGAAUUGAUGACAAAAUUAUGUAAUGGAAGUUGAUUUGCAAUU